AUGUCCGAACCCGACGACAAUCCCUCGCGCAACGAGGCGCCGGACAUCAAGAUCCUGGGCGACAAAAUCUCCUUUCAGCCCAGCGGCGUCGAACUGCCCACCCGCACCGCCCUCGACAAGGACGACACCCGCGAGGAGGCCCUUAUGAAGCCCAUGCACAGCUUCCGCGCCGAACCCCUGCAGUUCCUGCGCCAGGUGUCGCUCUACGUCUCGGGCACCGGCUGGCGCGCCUACGACAAUGUCAUCGGCCAGCCCAUUUUCUACUCGGGCUUCUCCGAGAACAUGAAGACGGCCGUGCUGUCCGCCCCGCUGCUGCGCCGCCGCAUCGCCGAAAUGGCUGAGCUCGAGGUCGCCCGCGAAGAACGCGCCGGAUGGCUGCCUGCUCCCGAUGCGCCCGACUACAGCCAGAAACGCACGCGCCGCCGCGUCCAGAUCGCCUCGUGGCUCGCCGACCUCGCCGAGCAGUGGACCGACAGGAUGAUCUGCAAGUUUGAGAGCAAGACCUUUAUCCGCGGCGCCUACUACCUUGUCACGCAGCUCCUCACGCGCGCCUACCACCAGGGCAUCCACGUCGCCAGCGAGGACGUUGUUAUGCUGCGCAAGGUCGCCGAGCGCGCCCAGCACGCCAAGCAGAGCAUUGUCUUUUUGCCCUGCCACCGCUCACACGUGGACUACGUCGGCCUGCAGCUGAUUUGCUACCGCCUCGGCAUUGCGAUGCCCGUUGUCGUGGCCGGCGACAACCUCAACUUCCCGCUGGUCGGCAGCUUUCUGCAGCACGCCGGCGCCAUGUACAUUCGCCGCUCCUUUGGCGACGACAUGCUGUACACGACGCUCGUGCAGACGUACGUUGACACGAUGCUGCAGGGCGGCUUCAACCUCGAGUGCUUCAUCGAAGGCGGUCGCUCGCGCACCGGCAAGCUCCUGUCGCCCAAGUUUGGUAUUUUGGGCUUCAUUCUGGACAGUCUGCUGUCGGGCCGUGUCGACGAUACCAUCAUCAUCCCCGUCAGCACGCAGUACGACAAGGUCAUUGAGACCGAGGGCUAUGUCACCGAACUUCUGGGCCAACCAAAGAAGGCCGAGAACUUGUCCGAUUUCCUGACGGGUGGCUCGUCCGUGCUGUCGCUCAAGCUCGGCCGCGUCGACGUGCGCUUCCACGAACCCUGGAGCCUGCGCAGCUUUAUUGACGAGCAGCUCGUCCGCCUCACAGGCCAGCCAUCGGCACCACGGCCCACGCCUGCUCAACCACGAGGCGGCCGCCGUUCGUCCCGCACCAAGUCCACGACCAAGUCUGCAACGGGCCCAGGUCUCAAAGAGACAGCUGCAUCCGAUGCGUCGGCGAGCACACCACCACCCAACCCCUCUGCGCCGCCCUUGGACCCGGCUGUACGGCAAAAGCUGCUGCGCACGCUUGGCUACAAGGUCCUGGCUGACAUCAACGACGUGUCUGUUGUGAUGCCGACUGCGCUGAUCGGAACUGUGCUGCUGACUCUUCGUGGCCGUGGCGUUGGCAAGUCCGAGCUAAUCCGCCGCGUCCAGUGGCUGACGACGCGCAUCCGCGCCAAAGGUGGCCGCGUCGCCCACUUCCACUCGGCCUCGCUGCCCGACAUUAUCGACCGCGCUCUGGAGGUCCUCGGCAAGGAUCUGGUAGGCGAAAUAGGCGGCCUCGCCGAGCCCGUCUACUACGCCGUCGACCGCUUCCAGCUCUCCUUUUACCGCAACAUGACCAUCCAUCUCUUCAUCUCCGAGGCCCUCGUCAGCGCCGCCAUGUACACGCGUAUCAAGCAGGGUGGCGGGCCUUCGAACCAGGACAUUCCGUACGAGGCCUUGUACGACCAGGUCAUGUUCCUAUCGACCCUCUUCCGCGGUGAGUUUAUCUUUGCUAGCGAGGGCCUGGAGGCCAAUCUGGACCGCACGCUGCGGGGCCUCGAGGCCGACGGCAUGCUGCACCUGGAGCGUGAGCCUGCGGCUGCAGACGGCGCGCCGGGCAAGAUUGUCAAAGUCGGCUUGUCGGAUCUCGAGCGCACCUCGGGCCGAGAGAGCUUUGAUUUUUACUGUUUCCUGAUCUGGCCCUUCAUCGAGGCCAGCUGGCUCGCCGCUGUGUCCCUCAUGGGCUUGACACCGCCAGCCAGCGUCACGGACGACGUCUGGAUCGACGUGUCCAAAGCGCAAAACUCUGCGCAAUUCCUCGGCAAAACCCUGUACCACCAGGGCGACCUCUCGUAUUUUGAGGCUGUCAACAAGGAGACGCUCAAAAACGCCUACCAGCGCUUCCAGGAAGAAGGCAUUAUCCGGGUUGUCCGCUCCAAGGACGACCCCAAAGCGUCUCAACCGCGUCUGCAGCUCGACCCGGAAUGGCGCACACCGCGGGACCCGGCCAGCGGCGAACUGCGCCCCGAGGGCAGGCUCUGGGCCUUCACAGACAAGAUCGCCGCCAGCCGCCGGGAGGGAAAAAACCGGCGCGAUGGCGCUACGGUCAGCACGCGCGUGCUGGCACUCGCGGACAAUGUCGGCGCCCGCCUCUUUGACGAGGCUGUCAAGGCGGGAAACACAAGUGUCGCCAGUCCCGCUGGCACAAGCAGUACAACCAGCGCGGCCAGCGACAGCGGCAGCGAAAGCGACGGGACCGGCAAGGGCAAAGGCCGGCGGCGGCGGCGGACACUCGACCGACAGACGCCGCCACCAGCGCGGAUAUGA
This is a messenger RNA of Sporothrix brasiliensis 5110, 2694 nucleotides long. RefSeq lists its product as uncharacterized. The record is from RefSeq and is a predicted model, not a curated record. Gene Ontology annotation, cellular component: mitochondrial membrane. The transcript is spliced from 2 exons. Bases 1 to 2694 code for a protein of 897 amino acids. NCBI's taxonomy places the organism in Eukaryota, Fungi, Ascomycota, Sordariomycetes, Ophiostomatales, Ophiostomataceae.